Messenger RNA from Podarcis lilfordi (Lilford's wall lizard), 24556 nucleotides. The record is from the annotation of a GenBank genome assembly. Lineage: Eukaryota; Metazoa; Chordata; Lepidosauria; Squamata; Lacertidae.
CUUCGCCUAUAGCCGAGCGCCGGGGUUGCGAUCCGGCCUUGCUUGGUGCGCCGCUGCCGCUGCCGAGACACGCGCUUCGGGCCGCCGACGCGAUGGACCUGCGGAUCCUGGAGCCCCGCGUGCGGGUGCUGAGUCUGGCUCGCAGCGGCCUCUGGCUCUACACGCACCCGCUGCUCAAGAUGCUGCUGCUGCCCCAGCGAAGCAGGUGCCCCACCGGGACGGGGUGGCUCGGGUUCCGAGCGGCGUGUAUGCGUGUCGUCGUGCGUACACACACACGCGUGUACACCAAGGGGUUGAAGGAAGGAGGACGGAAAGGGGAUGCGAGAGUCUCGAGAGGAGAAGGCUUCAUUGAGCGAAGGUUGCCGAGACCCAUUUUAGAAGCCCGCGCACGUGUAAACUGAGGUUGUGGGAAGCUGGGCCGAGGAGGCGUGUUGAGUGUUGUGGACCGUCCGCAGGGUGAAGCCCUUUGGGGAAGGGGCAGAAUUGGUCCCUGUUAGGUGCGCUCACGUGCCGCAAAGGAUUGGGUGCAAGUUGUGGGGAUGGAUCAAGGUGGUAUAUUGAACGUGUGGAUUGGGGUAAAGGGGGGCGCGUGCACAUAUGGUCCAAGCGGUUGUUUUGGUGAGCAAAUGAGGGUGUGUGUGUGAGAGAGAGAGUUUGAGAGAGAGAGUGAGUUUGAGAGAGAACUGGACUACAUUCUUCCUCUCUCUCAAUGGAUUGGGUUCCUCCGUGCGUGUAUAUGAGUCUACUAGUAGGUUGUGGGAAUGCACAAACACAAGAGUGCAUUGUUUUGAGUGCAAUGUGCGAAAGCCUCUUUUGUCACUGCAGGAUUGGGCCCACCUACCUGAGAGCUGUAGGGAGUGUGUGGAGCAUUCUGAGUAAACCUAUUUGGGGAGAUGCAAUCCUGACCCCACUUGGACAUAGUAAGGAUUGCCUCCAAACUCUUGCUUUGCAUGGGAUCUUAUAAGAUAGGCAGGAUGCUUUGCUGCAGACUCGGCUCAGGGAAUUACUGAAAACACUUCUGUUUCUUUAUAUGGAGUGAGCCUUGUUUGGGCAGCAAGUAUCUUUGCUCAGCAUCUUGUAACACAGAACGUGCUACCCUGUUUAAAACCCAGAGGACGAGCAGCUGAAGACCCAACCCUGCCUGAAACAGGGAAGUCUGGUCUCUGUGUGCCUCUUCUCCCAAACUAAGGGUUAAAAACUGGGUGUUGGGUGAGCAAGUGAUAAUAUUCCUGUAGUAACAGCAGACUAUUCUUGCUGGUGUUUGAGCCCGUGGGACUCUGCUUCUUUCUCCUGUUUUUCAAAGCAAGCCUCCAAAGUGCAGGCCAAGGUUUUAAAUAUGUUCUGCUUAUUAUAAGCACUCCCACACUUUGUGCUUGGAGUCAAAUGUGGAAAAAAAUGUGGUUUUUUUUAAUUAAAGAAAAAAAGAAAAAUCCUCCCUUUUCUUAGGAUUGAAAAUGGACCCCCCCUCUACUUUUUCCUCCUACAGUUGGCUUGCAAAGGCUGGCAAAAACAACCUAACUAACACCCUCCUCUUACCCGCCUUGCAGAGAAUAAGCAAACAAUUACAACGUGUUAUUAGAUCAGCCCUUCCAACUGGAUCUCACAGUUGGCUGGCAGCCCCUCUCUUUCCAAUAUAUAUAAACACACACAGGGGGUUUCUCUCCAAUUCCAGAAUCUAAACUCAUUGGGAGGGGGGACUCUUGCAAGUGUGCAACGCCAGAAGUUGGUCAGCACAGGGAAAUAUUUCUGGAGUUCCACACUUACAAGAGCCCCCCCCCCCUGCUUUGGGAUUCUGGAAUUGGAGAGAAAGUCCCUGUGUUUUUGCUGAGUCUUUCAGUUAAAGCAGCUGUUUCCGAAAUAGGAGGUACUGCCCCCUAUAGGGAGUCACCGGGAGGUGGUGUUUUAAGGCUCCUGUUAAGUGACUUAGAAUCAGAAUUGUAGGGUUGGAAGGGAUCGCAAGGGUCAUCUAGCCCAACCCCCCUGCAAGGCAGGAAUCUUUUGCCCAGAGAUUAAAAGAGUCUCAUGCUCUGCUGAGUGAUCUAUUCCAGAUGUUGGGAAACUGGUAUCCCUUCGUCAAGCCCAUCUAUCACAUUAAGAGUUUGCCGAGCAGUGAAGUAGUUAACUAAAGAUGGUAAUCUAAGCCUCUUAUCUAAGACUUGCUAAAUGAUUGUCAGACUCUGGGAAGCUGGUAUCGCUGGAUCAAGUUUUAUCAGUUGUGUUGAAUUAAUUAAAUUUAGUUUAAAUCGGAUUUUGAAUGAAUGCAUGAUUAACUGCUACUGUUUUGGAUGUUAUUGUGCUGAUAUCUUCCUUAGUGGGUCAUGCAAACCUCUAUUCUGAAUAAUGCAUUUUAUAGGGUGCUGAAUCAUCGAGUUGAAAGGCAUCAUCUAGUCUAAUGGAGGAAUCUUUUGCCCACCCUAGGGCUCGAACCCAUAACCUUGAGAUUAAGAGCCUUCUGUUCUACCGAUGGAGCUAUCCUUCAGGGGCACUGGGAAUGAGUUUAUGGUGGCUUGAAAAAGUUUGGGAGCCACUGAUCUGAAGCAAAUAAUUUCAUUGCUCAUGUUCUGGUUUCUUACUCCCGUAGCCCAGUCCAGUCCAAAUAGAUCACAUCAAGAUUUAGAGUCCCCAACGCUGCAGAGCGAAUGAGGGGGGGCGGUUUGGGGUGUGUGAAGUUAGCCGAGAAAUAAAAAUUCUUCAGGCACCACCAUUGUUAAAUUUUUGGUCUCUUGACAAUCAAGGGCUGUUGUUGUUGCCUUUUAAAAUCCCCCAAGUUCUGUUAAAAUCCUCAGGAUGGAGUUCUGCCUUGCAUAGGAUCCCCAUGCAUUUAAAACUCACCCAACUGCAUGGUUUAUUUUCAACAUGGAAUUAGGAGGUUUCUGUAGUGAAAUAAUCUGAAUUUCUUCCCUGCAGAGUUGUGGGGAGUGGUUUUCUCUUCCGCAAAGUACCAAUGGAUUUAGUUCUACAGCUAUCAGAACAUUUGUUCGCCAUUCAUAAUAUUUUACCUUAAUUUCUUAGUAUGUUACAAUUUUAAGUUCUCGGUUGUCAGGAGUUUCUGUUACAUCUCUGAGGUUGCAUCAGUGUAAACAGUGGUUUGUUUGUUUUUAAACUUUGUUUUGUUGAAAUGCCACAUAACUUGUAGCAACCCUCUAGGGUUUCUAAACAAGGGUCUGUCUCCCCUAGCCAGACCUGGAGAUGCUGGCGAUUGAUGCUUCGCUUCUGAGCUAGCAUCCCUUCACUAUACUGAGUCAGACCCUUUGUCCAUCUAGCUGAGUUUUGCCAGCACUGACUGGCAGCAGCUCUCCAAGGUUUCAGAUAGGAAGUCUCUUGCCAAGGAGUCCUGUGUCUUCCCAGAGCGAUAUCUGUAUAUUUCCAAUCCUUUGGAGACUCUCUGCGGUCUUUAUUUGUCCAUCCCUCUUGGUAGAAGCAGAACUGAACAGUUACAGUUCUAUUUGGGUAAUUGAUGUUGACUCCUAGAAAUGUGAAAUAGAAUAAUAGAAUCGUAUAUUGUAGAGUUGGAAGGGACCCCAAGGAUCAUCUAUAGGCUUCCUCAAACUCGGCCCUCCAGAUGUUUUUGGCCUACAACUCCCAUGAUCUCUAGCUAGCAGGACCAGUGGUCAGGGAUGAUGGGAAUUGUAGUCUCAAAAAUAUCUGGGGGGCCGAGUUUGAGGAAGCCUGAUCUAGUCCAACCCCCUGCAAUGCAGGAGUCUCAGCUAAAGCAUCCAUGACAGAUGACUAUCCAACCUCUGAUCAAAAAGUUCCAGGGAAGGAGAAAUAGAUGGAGGUCAUGUUUUUCUCCUCUCAAGCUUUUUGGCGUGAGAAUUGCACAAGCGUCUGCUGGAAUUAGGGGACGGUGGUGGCGCUGUGGGUUAAACCACAGAGCCUAGGACUUGCCGAUCAGAAGGUCGGCGGUUCGAAUCCCCGCGACUGUCCCUGCUCCUGCCAACCUAGCAGUUCGAAAGCACGUCAUGUGCAAGUAGAUAAAUAGGGACUGCUCCGGCGGGAAGGUAAACGGUGUUUCCGUGUGCUGCUCUGGUUCGCCAGAAGCGGCUUAGUCAUGCUGGCCACAUGACCCGGAAGCUGUCUGCGGACAAACACCGGCUCCCUCGGCCUAUAGAGCGAGAUGAGCGCGCAACCCCAGAGUCGGUCACCUAUCUAAUCGUCAGGGUUACCUUUACCUGCUGGAAUUCUGCAAGGGAGAAUGGGAAUGAGAGAAUGGGAAGAAAACUAGAACAAACACAGCUGUAGCUCAGUGGCAAAGCAUCUGCUUUGCUUGUAGAACGUCCCAGCUUCGUUCUCUGGCAUCUCCAGGUAGGGCUGGGGGGUGACCUGAAGGAGUGUUUCCACCCCCAUAGUUCAGCCCGGACACUGAGGUUCAGCUCUGAGGGCCUUCUGGCGGUUCCCUCACUGUGAGAAGUGAGGUUGCAGGGAACCAGGCAGAGGGCCUUCUCGGUACCUGCCCUGUGGAAUGCCCUCCCGUCAGAUGUCAAGGAAAUAAACAAAUUUCUGAUUUUAGAAGACAUCUGAAGGCAGCCCUGUUUAGGGAAGCUUUUAAUAGUGGAUGAAUUAUUGUAUUUUAGUAUUUUGUUGGGAGCUGCCCAGAGUCCCCAGGUGGCAUAAUAAUAAUAUGCCUGAAAUCCAGGGAUAAGCAAACUUUUUCAGCAGUGGGCCCUGUCCCUCAGACCUUGUGGAGGGCUGGACUAUAUUUUGAAAAAAGAAGAAUGAAUUCCUAUGCCCCACAAAUAACCCAGAGAUGCAUUUUAAAUAAAAGCACACAUUCUACUCAUGUAAAAAUACGCUGAUUCCCGCAUCGUCCGGCCCGCGGGCCUUAGUUUGCCUACCCAAGUACCUGGAGAGACACUGCCAAUCAUUCCGGACUGUCAACAGUACAGAGCUAGAGGGGUCAGUGGUCUGAAUGUAAUAGGCAGGUUCCUGAGUUGAUUUUGCCUCCCAUUAGCCAGCCAUUAGUUGCACGUAGCAACUGGCACUUGUGCUAGGGUUGGAAAUGAAUUGGAAGCAGAUGCAUGUGGAGUAAUAUAUAUACAGUGGUAUCUCAGGUUAAGUACUUAAUUUGUUCCGGAGGUCCGUUCUUAACUUGAAACUGUUCUUAACCUGAAGCACCACUAGUUAAUGGGGCCUCCCGCUGCCGCCGCGCCGCUGGAGCACGAUUUCUGUUCUUAUCCUGAAGCAAAGUUCUUAACCUGAAGCACUAUUUCUGGGUUAGCGGAGAGUGUAACCUGAAGCGUAUGUAACCUGAAGGGUAUGUAACCCGAGGUACCACUGUAUGUAGCGUGCAUAUAUAUAUAUAUAUAUAUAUAUAUAUAUAUAUAUACACACACACACACAAACGAAAAAAACAAAACUCCUGCCUGCCACACUUUGGGCUACUUGAAAUUUCUGGGUGCUUUUUUCAAAGGCUAGCAAACAUUCAUGCAGUUGGCUAAAAAUUAAAAAAAUGCAAUGCUGAUUUUUCUUCUUCUUCUGUCUUCCCAGGUGCAAAUUCUUCAGCUUGACAGAGACUCCUGAAGACUAUACAAUCAUGCUGGAUGAAGAAGGCUUUAAAGGUACCAAUGUCUGUCCUUGACUCCCAGCGUGGCAUUGUUGCCGUUUCCGACAGCUGUUGAUUCAGUUUAAUUUAGGGUGCGCUGCACGGGAUUACUUCCAUGUAGCUGCGUGAAACCCUCAAGGGGGACGUUAUGGUGAAGGAAGAGCUUAUACCUGCCGAUAAAGGAAUACUUGGAGCUUAAGUUGUUCCUUUUUCAGCCUCAGGGCCACAUUCCUUUCUGGGUGAUAUUCCGGGGGCCACAUGUCAGUGGUGGGCAGGGCCAGAGGGAAAAAUGGGUGGGAGCAAUGGAUGUAAGUGAUGCCUUUGUAGGGUAGGCUAGUAUCUACACUCUUCCCACACCCCUCUCUCCUACAUCUGGCUGGAGGUGCGGGUUUAAGAAAAGAUUAUUGCUAGGCAAUCAUGGAGGGUGUAAAGCAAGGUGGGGGAGGAGGCGGGGCCUGGGGAGAGGAGGCGGGGCCUGGGGAGAGGAGGCGGGGCCUGGGGAGAGGAGGUGGGGCCUGGGGAGAGUCCCUAAUGCCAGAUAGAGAGGAGUGAAUGAUUCCCCAUCCCUGACUUUAUGCAAUUUUCUGGGUUUAAUUUUUGUUGCUUACCAAAAAAAGAGAGCCUUUUCUCUGAUGCUGAAAUGGCCCAUCACAAGGUUAUUAUGCCUUUUGGGUCUUAACUGGCACCUUGGUUGGAGUCUACACUUAAGAGCAUUCAUACGCCACUUAACUUUUCUUAAUUAAAAAAAAUCUCUUCGCAUAUGAUCUAAGAAAGCCGGACAAUAUAUCCUUAAAACAAAAAUGCGUUGUAAAACCAGUCCUAUAAAAACACUAGUAAUAGAAAGAGAAAUGGAAAUUCUGAGGAUUCAGACGCAUGAAUCUGAACCCAACCUUAUGGGUCAGGGAACGCCUGGACAAAAAGCAACGUGGGAAAAGGAUUUAGGCCCUGCCACUGAGCCUUCGCUGGAUAGGAGCAAAAGUUCAUCUAGUCCAGGAAGCCCUGAGAAAAGGAUGUUUUUUAAUGGGGGUUGGCAGGCAACAUCCUUUGCAUGCAGACAGACCCUGGUUAAAUUUCUGGCAUCUCCAGUCUUUUUUUUUAUUUAAAGAAAAAAAUAUUUCCUUAGUAUGAGAUGCUGCUGGUUAGAGCAGGUGAUACUGGCCUGGAGGGACUUAACACACUGAUAUUGUAAGGCAAGCAGCUUCCUAUGUGCUGUUGAUCAAUUUUGCCAGGUGACCCCGCCCUGGACUUAAUUUUGAGCAUUAUCAAGAGAUUGAGAGAGAGAGAGAGAGAGAGAGAGGAAAAAGAAAAUCCCCUUGCUGUUCUCUGCUUUUUCCAAGUAUAGGAGGGAACAGAUGGAGAGCAGAUGUUGGUAUUGUGCGUCUGUUUUAUUUACCCCAUGGGGAAGAGGGAGCAGGGCCACAGGAAGGGAGAUAGGAAGCCGCCCCGGUCACUGCUGACAACAGCAGCUUUUGUAUAACUGCUUCCUGGAUGCACUCCAGAAUGGCUUUGGCAGGACAUUUUUCAGAGCGGAUGGAAGGCGUGGCCUUCCCAAGCUGUGAUUUCUUUUGGUGUUGUUCCCAUGGAAAAGCAACACACACACACAUCCAUUGGAGUGAUGCAUAAAUGUGGCUACCUGGCUGCUUGUGUGAGAGAAGCUGGAAGGGGCCAGGCAGGUGAAGUCUUGGUUUUUACUCAGCCAAGGGAUGGUUUGGGGUUUCCCCCCCAUUUUAUUUAUCUCAGUGUGGUGUAGAGCCAGUGUGGUGUAGUGGUUAAGAGCGGUAGUCUCGUAAUCUGGGGAACCGAGUUCGCGUCUCCGCUCCUCCACAUGCAGCUGCUGGGUGACCUUGGGCCAGUCACACUUCUCUGAAGUCUCUCAGCCCCACUCACCUCACAGAGUGUUUGUUGUGGGGGAGGAAGGGAAAGGAGACUGUUAGCCGCUUUGAGACUCCUUAAAGGGAGUGAAAGGCAGGAUUUCAAAUCCAAACUCUUCUUCUUCUACAUAUACCGCACUGCUUGAUUGUAAAACAAACAAGCAGACCUCGGAAGAACUUGCAGAAAGAAGGAAACAAUAAAAUUACCAGUAAAAAAGAAGAUAUUUUAAACAUUUUUUUCCAGAAAAAUAGAUCAAAGCACCCAACAUUCUGUGUGCCGUCCAUGUCCUGAUAGGCAUGCAUAAACAAAAAUAUUUUAAGCAGGCGCCAGAAAGAGUGCAGUGAAGAUGCCUGCCUGGUGUCAAGUGGCAGGGAGUUCCAAAGUAUGUGUGCUGCAGUACUGUAUGAUGUAUAGGCAACCUGGAAAGGCCAUGGGGAGGGGAGGGGGUUCCUUUUCUGGAAUCUCCAGUGUUUAGCCUUUUCUCCAGGCAGUGACCGGGAUUUACAUAACCUUUGCUAACUUGCUUCCAAGAUGUUUGCUUUCAUUCACACCAGAUUCUCUUAAAAGGGCCAUUCUGACCUCCCGCCCCCUUGGAAGUUGAGAGCAGCUGAUUUGCCAGUGCUUUUUUUUCCUCUAGAAGUCUAGAGAUGCAGCUUUAUUCUUUGGAUAAAAAGCUCUGGUGCUUUCUUGGUUGAUGUUUUUUUUUGGUUGUUUUUUUUUGAGAAGUCCUUGCUCUCCUUCCCAGGAUUUCUACAGCCUGGUUGGUUGGCCAUUGUUCUUCUGAACGACUCCAUCCUGUUUCCUUGGAACAGAAGCCCCCAAAAGGCCCAUUCAAAAGUAACCCUUUGCCUUCCGCUGGGAAGGGUAGGCAGCGCCGGCAAAUGACGCAACAGCUUUGCUUCCCACCUGCAUCGCUCCCUCUCUCCAUAUAUAAAUGUAGAUAUGUGGUUGUGCUUUGACACCCAAGCCAGAUGCCGUUUGUGCAUUUCCCAUGGCACGAGAGGGGGAGCAGGAACGUCUUUGACACCCUUGGCCCCACCCCUAUCAUGUGUUGCGUCUAAAUAUCUGCAACGGAGGGCAAGUUAGAAUCUUAAGAUUCUGAGUUAGAACCUUGGGUUAAGUAAGGUUCUCAUUUAGAACAUUGCAUAGUGCAGGGUUCUAAACUGGAAUGCUCUUCCAAUAAAGAUUCAGCAAGUAUCUUCUAUAUCAUCAUUAUCAUGAUUAUCAAUAUUAUUAUGAUUAUCAUUAUUAUUACUAUUACUAAAUUUAUUACCCACUCUUCACCAGCACGCCCUAUGGUGAGUUACAGCAAUUUCAAACUUAAAAUUAAGAACAGUUAAAACAGGUUACAGCCACAGGAAUAGGGUGAAAACACACACCUCCGCUUUUAACACCUGAGAAGGUCUGUAGGGAAGGAAGCCAUCUCUUGGAUAUUUGUAAGUGUUAGAACCUUGGGUUAAAGUUCUGACUUAGAACCUUGAACAGUGCAGGGUUCUAAAUUGUGGGGUGCUCUUCCGAUAGAGAUUCAGCGGGCGUCUUCUAUGUUAAACCUCUUAAUGUUUGCCUCUGAAGGCAGCUUGCUGGAAGGUGGGGGCGGGGGAGUGCUCUUGUGCCUGGUUCCUGCUUGCGGGUUUGCCAUUGAGAGAAGAGGAUGCUGAACUUGAUGGGCCAGUGGUCUAGUCCAGCAUCCUCUCCUGUUCUUCCUCCUUGUGUCUUUUGGUCUGGUCGAGCAAAGGCGGUUCAUAUCUUCUGAAUUAACCUCUGGAGUAGCUGAAUCAACAAGAAUCCUUGUUGGCCGAGAACACCAUGUACUUGCUUCCCUCCUUGACUGGGGACUGUUCCAAGCCCCUUUUUGGCUCUGCUUCAUUCUGGGGAGAGAAAGAGAGAGAGAGCGCUAAAAUCUCUGGUUUGUCUUAGGUGGGAACGGGCUUGCCAAAGGCAUCAGAGCCCAUUGGCAGGAAAUUGGGCUUGGAGUCUUGCAGUAAACUGCUGCUCCUGAUUCCAAAACCUCAUUGGAACUCAAAAUUCUGUGAAGUUCCCUGGAUCGUUUAAAAAUAAGAGACAAGUUUUUUUUUAAAAAACCAACAACUUCCGUGUAAAAACUGCAGCACCAUUUUGUUUAUUUAAUUAAAAGUCCUUCUAAACAGCUUAAUAUUUUUUAAACAUUCCUAAGUGCUACAGACUGUGCAAUACAAAAAUAUGCUCAUUUUGGGGUCACCACCCUGUAAUAUUCAGUAGGGUGCAUUGCUGCGAGUAGAAUUUCCCAGAUCUACGUAACCUUGCAGGUCUGUGCAAGGGGAUAAACUUGGUUGUUUGGACAAAAUAAAAAAAAUCCUUCCAGUAGCACCUUAGAGACCAACUAAGUUUGUUAUUGGUAUGAGCUUUCGUGUGCAUGCACACUUCUUCAGAAACCACGAAGAAGAUGGUUGUUUGGGUAAUCUUUUAUGUAGCUACUAGGGGCUACUGCCCCAUUUGUUCUGCUUGCCAGCCCUGCCUACCUGCCAACCCCUUUGCCAGCCCCCCUUCCUUAAACCUUACCCACUUCCUUCACUGUCUUUUCACAGCUUGACCAAAGCCCCACCCCCUUUUAAAGCCCAACCCACUGCUCACUAAACCUCUGUGAAGUGCUUGCCCCCCUCCAUUAAACAACUCACUUGGGCCACCAGCACUGCUCACUUGCUUGCUUACCUGCCUGCUGUCCUGUUGUGACGACAGCCUUACGUUCUUAUGUAUAUAGGAAGAUAAAGAGAUUUAGUUCAGGUUUUGACCUGCGUAGACAGCUGUGUGUAACAUUUGUAAUUUUAUCUGACGAACAUAAGUUGUACUUCAUCAGUAGCAUUCUAUUUUUUUGGAGGGGGGAGCACGAAAACAAAUAUUGGAUCUCCCCCCACCCUUGUCUUCCAGAGCUGCCCCCGUCUGAGUUCCUGCAAGUCGUCGAUUCCACCUGGCUGGUGCUCAAUGUCUCAUCCAACGGCAGCGCUUCCGCUAACCUCCAGCCUAUUGGGGUCACCAAGAUCGCCAAGUCGGUCAUCGCGCCACUGGCAGAGCACAACGUCUCGGUGCUAAUGCUCUCCACCUAUCAGACAGACUUCAUCCUGGUGAGUCUUUGGGGGGGGUGGCUUCCCCCCCAUCCCCAGGGGAGACAGUUGACAAUUGUAAAGGGAGGAGGCCACCUGAGGAAGGGCUGACACUUACUGGUUGAGCCCUUUGUUUUCCCAAAGGCCCGAACUUCAACCCCCAACAUCUCUAGAUACAAUUGGGACUGUGUGCACAUGAUACAUUUAACCAUAGCUGUCAACUUACAGAUUUGAAAAUAAGGGACCAGCAGCCUCGAAAAUAAGGGAUCAGCAGCCAAAAUAAGGCUUAGCUUAUACAGAAAUCCGGAACUGAUGGAGCCAUGCUGCUUUGGCUGCCACUGACUGUGUUUUGCAGGGGGUUGGACUAGAUGAUCCUAAGGGUCUACAACUCCGACCAAAGAAGAGUGGCAGACAAAACUGAUGAACGACGUCCAGAUGGCAAAGCUUACAGGCAGAAUUAGAAACCAGGAAGAGGACCUCUUUAAUAAAGAAUGGGGAAAGUUUAUAAUUUAUUUGAAAAGCUAUUGCCAAGAGUUACAUACAUUGGUAGGAUUGACAGAAAACUUGUAGUAAAAAUUUGAACUAUGGAUGGACAAAUGAUUUAUAAAAAUAGUUAUGAAAGGGAUGCAAAGGGGGAAAUCGCUACAUUAAGAUGCUGCACUGGUUGGAGGGUAUGCAAAGCAGCACGCCGGGGCUGCUGUCCUGUCGCGAGGAGUUCCAUCGGCCCUUCCGCCAGCGAGCCUGGCAUGAGGUGUUUGCGGCGCCGUGGCAGCCGCUGAAGCGCCGCCCUUCUGCGUCCCUCCCCAUCCUCUCCUCUUCCUCCUCCCUCAGGCCGCCUCCUCAGCCGCCGCCACCGCCGCUGCCUCCAGCUUCCCCUGGCAGUGCGGCGGAAGUCUCGCAAGAGAGGGGCUGCCUGCCCGGCCACUGCCACCCAUCUCCUCACGAUGCACCCCUGAGGGGGAAAAGGGAGACAUGGAGACGCAGCUUACGCGCACGCUCUCUCUCACGGCGGAGGACCCCGAGCCGCUGCUUCCCUCCCGAGCUGGGCGAGCAUGAAACCCGGGAAAUUUAAGGGACAUCAGCAAUAAGGGACAGCAGCAGGACACAGCGCUGGGAUAAGGGAGUUUCCCGCCAAAUAAGGGACGGUUGACAGCUAUGCAUUUAAUGUGCUGUGAUACUACUUUAAACCAUCAUGGCUUCUGUCAGAGAAUUCUGGGAGAGGUGUUUUGUUGAAAGUGCUGAGAGUUUUGUUAGGAGGCCUCACAUAGCUACAAUUCCCAGAGCUCCUUGAGAAGAGGGAUUGAUUAUUAUUAUACCACUUGGAGGAUUGUUGGGGUCUCCUAAUGACUCUCAGCACCCUAAACAAACCACAGCUCCCAGAAUUCUUCGGGGGAAGCCAUGAUUGUUCAAAGUGGCGCCAUAGUGGUUUAAAUGUUUGGUGUGAAUGUGGCCGAGGGAAAAAAAGACCGUUUUCUUGAGUCAUAGGACAGUGGUGGAGAAUUGGUUUCAAGCUGAGGGCCGCAUUCUGUUCUGGGCAACCUUUUGGGGGCCACAUUCAGUUCUGGGCAGUGCCCGAGGUGAAAGUGGGCAGAGCAAUGAAUGUAAAUUUUACCUUUGGACAGUAGGCUAGUUUCUGCACACACUCCCACCGUCCUUCUCUAUCCUCCACUUGGACAAGCAAGAGGCAUGACCAGAGUCUAAGGACACAUUCCAGCCAGGCAGAACCACUCAAGGAGGGCACGAAGCAAAGUCAGUGUGGGGUGUGGCCGAAUGCCAGAAAGACAGACUUAGAAGGCCACACUUAGCAUCUAGGCCCGAGGUUCCUAACUCUUGUCCUAGGCUGUUUAUCUUAUGCAUAAUAAAAGGAGAUUCUCCUAAGCGCAUCAGAUGAGUUUUGGCAAGAGCCAGAAUUCGAACUGAAGUCGAACAGACUUUCAGCCUCUUGGGCCACCGCCAGUGGAGGCUAGUCAAUUAGGGUUAAUGGGGCAGUGCCCCACCAACCUCAGCCUGCCUUUGAAGGGGGGAGACCCUGCCUCUCAGUUUCCUCCUCCUCCUCCUCUGUGUUCCCCUUGUAGAACUCAGCCAGGAAGAAGAGGAUGGGGGACAAAUGCUCAAAUUGGUUGGCUCUGCUUGCCACUGGCGCCACCUACUGUUGGCCUCCCUGCCUUCCGCUCUACCCAUCCCAAAAGGCACCAGCCGCCGCUGUGCACCGGCGACGACCUUGGCUCUCUCUUCCAGGUACGGGAGAAGGACCUCCCUGUCGUGAUCCACACCCUGGAAGGCGAAUUUGAUAUUUACAAGGAGGUGAACGGGGAGCCGGUCCCCGCAAGCUGCGACGACGCAACCAACGGGUUCCUCAAGCCAAAGCAAGGUGAGGUUUUUUGGAACGAGAGAGGGCUGCAAUGGAAACAGCCUCUGUAACCUUAUGGCCUCCUUUUGGAGGCUUUGUAAUUGGAUUCCUUGUCUCCACCGCCACCCAGUUUUAUCAAAAAUAUGUCAGGCCAGUCCGAUGGGGACAAAGUUCAUCCAUUGUGUUGAUGCUCUAAGGAGAAGAAAGUAUCUUUUUGUUUUGCUUAGACAAUAGUGGGGUUUGUGCUUUAACCUUGCAAACAGCAGCCUUGCAAACAAAGCUGUGGGAGAUGUUGGCUGAUUUAAAAUAUAUAUAUUUUUAGUCGCCACUCUCUUAGUAGCAUAACCAAGAAACAUUUAAAAAAACUGUGGUUCCCAACCCCCCCUUUUUUUGGCCAUGCCCCACCUAAGCAUCUCUAAAAUCCUGAUGUCCCACCCCCCCCCGGGUGACAUAUACCAUAUUUUUCCAUGUAUAACACGCCCCUGUGUAUAAAACAGCCCAUUCUUUUUGGGGACUCCAAAUUGAGAAAAUGGGGAGAGAUUGCCCAGAGUAUAAGAUGACCCCCAAUUUUUAGCAGAAUUUUAAAAUAAAAAAACCUAGUCUUCUACACGGAAAAAUACAGUAAUUCUUAUUAUUCAAAAAGUGAACUCCUAUUCACGUGGAGGAAGCCUAAAGGGCCAUUAACUUGGUCUAAACAAACUUUCCAAAGAACAUGGUAUCCAUGAAAGAGAAAAAUAAAAGAACAAAAGGACAGAUGAAGUACUGAGGAAGAAAUCACUAAGAAAUUGUUGUAGUAAUAAUAAUAAUAAUAAUAAUGUAAUAUGAAGUGAUAUGAAAAAAUAGCAAAUAAAGUUUCAAAACGUAUAAUAGAAAACUGAAAUGCAUAAAUAUAAAAUAAUUUUAAUGGAAGCUUUUCCUGUAAUCCUUUGAUCAUUUUAAUUACUAAAAUAAAAGGUACCUAACAAAUUCAAUUUUGGGACGCGGGUGGCGCUGUGGGUAAAACCUCUGUGCCUAGGACUUGCCGAUCGUAUGGUCGGCGGUUCGAAUCCCCGCGGCGGGGUGAGCUCCUGUCUUUCGGUCCCAGCUCCUGCCCACCUAGCAGUUCGAAAGCACUUUUAAGUGCAAGUAGAUAAAUAGGUACCGCUUUAUAGCGGGAAGGUAAAUGGCGUUUCCGUGUGCUGCGCUGGUCUGGCUCGCCAGAGCAGCUUCGUCACGCUGGCCACGUGACCCAGAAGUGUCUUUGGACAGCGCUGGCCCCUGGCCUCUUAAGUGAGAUGGGCGCACAACCCUAGAGUCGGGACACGACUGGCCCGUACGGGCAGGGGUGCCUUUACCUUUACCUUUAACAAAUUCAAAAUACAAUUUGAGCUCAAGAUAAGUAGACUUAAAGUUAGUGAGAUCCUUGUGCUUCAUGCCAGCUCCAGACAGAUUUUAAACUAGGCACCAAUUUAGUCCACUUCAGUCUCAAGUCUCCUCAUUUAGUGAUAUCCAGUCAAUUAAUUUUCUUCUCAAAUUGCCCCCCUGUGGGGCGUGUGCCCCACAUUGAGAACCAUAGAUUUAAAACAUAAAAAACUAUAAAGGUAAAAUUGAGCAGGCAGUUAAAAGAAUCCAGUAACCAAACUAUAUGGAUCUGAGCAGCGCUUGAAAUUUUGACACUUGAGAUGUGGAUGAAUAGUGGGUAUUAAAUUAUAACAACAACAACAACAACAAAAUUCAACUUUGUUGGAUGUCUCCAAAUUCUAGUGCAAUGAGAGAGGGAGAAAAUAAAGAUGGCUGUUAGCCAAAUGGGCUGUUGCUGCAGGUGUUGUGCAAAUUCAGCCCUGCUCCUCUGCUUGGAAAAUCUCCUGGCAUUGCCAUGGCAUUCCCUUGCCUGGUCCAAGCCAAUCCCUUGGGAAUUCUGGCUGUUUCCGUGUCGGGUGUCUUAACACUUUUGUCUCUUGUCCUUAGACGUGAACCCCACUGUCCACCCUGUGCAGAGCCCCCAAAACAGGUUCUGUAUUUUGAGCAUCUCUCCGGACUCCUUGCCCGCCAUCGCCACAAUCCUCAUUGAUGUCCUGUUCUACUCACACAGGUAAGAGCACAGCAGAGGUGUAGCGGACACCAACCAUGUUCUGCUUUCUGUGCAAAGAUCAAAACUUCUUUGGGGGGCUUCUGGUUCUGCUCUGCCUUAGUGGAAGCAGGCUCCAUGACAGCGGGGAGUUCAUUGGCGAAGGAUAAACAAGGAUGUUUGAGGGUAAUCAUCCUUGCAAAUUCUCCACAAGGACGGGGGGAGUGGGCUUCACUCGCAGUUCGUCUCUGUACCUAGCUCUCGGUCUGGCAUGGAAUGUGGGGGGCAGGAAGGCGCUAAGUGUAAAAGCCCUUCGCCUGCCGAAAAUCAACGCCGCCAUUAAGCAGAGGUUUUCCUGUUAGAACUUAAUUGGGCUAAAGUACAGGCGUGUGCUAGAAGAGAUGAGAUCACAAACUGCGGAACAAACCAAUUGCAAGGACUUUAAGGUUUGAAUUUGAGAUAAGACUUCAUUCGGUGCAAAAGACGGCGGGGUGGGGAGCCUACGGUUUCUUUAUUUAAAGUUUUCUUCUUUCCCUCCUCUGAAUGUUAGUUCAAAUUAUAUUUAUACAAAUGAGGAUGGAAGAAAUUGGAUUAUAAAUAUGGAAUAUAAAUAAUCCAUCAAACGGAACGGUGUGUAUAAAAAAAGGAGGGAAGCUCUAUUUUGCAAAAGGUUUACGGUUGAAACCAAGAGCUGACUCUUCUCCAUCCUUUAUUAUUUACGGAGUGAACUGAAUAAUGCUAAGAGGACUCGGAAUUUAAUUUAAUUGGAAGUAUAAUUGCUCAUAUAUCUUCAGCUGGAAGGAAAGAUGAAAGGAGUGUGUGAACUGCCGAGAAACUGAUAGGGUUCUUUAUUGAGUCAUCUGCAGUUCGACAGACCUCUCUUCUUCCCAAGCUGAGCGGGAAAAUUGUGACAACAGUUUGUUUACUGGGACAGCGUGACUUUUGCAGUUGCUGUUAAAGUUCUCGGUGCAAAAUAACGAAGCAUGGGAUGGAACGAUUGAGAAAUUUCUGGAAGCACAAUGGGAUAUCAGCUCUGCCCAAGGCAUGGUGGAUAACAGCAAAAAUUGGGGGAAAGAAAGCCAUAAUAUCUUACAAGGACAGGAAGAAACACCUUGGACAGAAUAAUUGCCCCACACAGGAAGAACAAGGAUAUAGUUUGAGUUCCUCAUUUGCAGUCUUAUAAAUCCAUUCAAUUGUCAACACGAAUAGAAGUUAUUAAUAUUGCAGUUGUUGAAUAAGGGAUCAUUAUUAUGACCGGAAUGUAACUGAAACUAAUAAGAUUUUGGAACGCAGAAAUAAAUAAAAUCAUCAAACCAUCAAUUUAGCACCCAAGGGGCCCCACUUUAACUAAAUUAUAUAAUUUGGUAUUUGAAUUAUUGGUAUUAAUAAUUGUAAUAUAAAUUGGUAUUGUUAUAAUGAAGCUAUUAUUGGAGUGUAAUUGAAAAUUAAUAGACAUUUAUGAUUACCCCGCCCCCUCUGUUUUUUAAAAAGCUGGUCAGUUAGUGCUACUCAGUCCUUUAUUUUGGCAACUCAUGUGUUUUCCCCUCACCCCAAUUUUCAGCCCCACAAAAGAAGCUGCUUCAGCCAGCCAGGACCUCGACUCCAUUACUUUCUUUGCCUUUUCGCUGAUCGAGGGGUACAUCUCCAUCGUCAUGGAUGCUGAGACCAAGAAGAAGUAAGUGCCGUCAGGUAGACAGCUUUGCUGCAGGUAGCAGGAAAACUUUUAUUAAAUUAAAUGUUUUCUGAGAGUACGGCUGCAUUCACACGGCGGUUUAUUCCAUGUCCCUAACAUUUCCCUGACUCUUAAUUUCCCCAUCACGUUUGAGCUUUUGCAUGACUCGGAAGCCACUUCUGGGAAACGUAGCAGAACAUUAUGGAAAUUUCGCACUCAUUUUCGUAUUAAUUGCUUCGAGGAAGUGGGGAACCCUGUUUGCAGCCCCGCUAAAUCAGAAACUUGCAAGAGGAAAGUGACAAAAUUUGGAGCAGUAAACCAGCGUGCAAGUUCUUCCUUGAUGUUUCCAUGGAGGAACAAAAACAGGCAUAUGGCGAAUCGGCAACAUUGAAUGACAUUUGUUGUUGUGCCUUACCAGGCCCUCUGGUGUAAAUGUGUGGGAUGUAAUCCACUGGGAGCAGUCAAAUACAACAUUCUUUGUUUUCCUAGAGUGGACAUGCAAGGGAAUGUUUGUCCCAGCCAGUCGAAACUUCCUGUUCCUCCUGGCCUGGAGCAUCCUUCCUUGCAUGCGACUAGUGGGUGGGCGUGACCUUCCCAGACCUGGUAAAAGGACAAGGCAUCCUGCCACUCUCUCUCUCUUUUCAAUUUUCCUUUCGUCCUGCGAACUUCCUGGAAUGAACUGCUGGCUGCCAACCAAGCAGCCCCCCAGCUCAUCUCCCUUAUGCGAUAAACCUGUUAGUAUAAGUUUGUAACUUUAAAGCCUAAAGCCUGUCUUCAGAGAUCACACUGUGCUCUGCCUGAUCAUGAGCAAACUUUCUUUUUAUUGCUUAUGAAUAAGACUCUGGUGUCUUUAUUCUUUUAGGAGGGAUUCCAGGGGCCUUAUCAGGAAAAUAUUAGAACACAUUUCAUUCUGGGCAAGCCAGAUUGAAUUUCGUAUUGUCUUAAGAAACUCACACGAGUUCGCAACUAGUUUUCUGUUGUGUAAAUGGGAAUGUAAACUCUGCUAAGUGAAGGAACUUGCUAGCGAAAGUUAGGAAUGAUAUAAUUAAUAUUAAUAAUAUUAAUAAACAAUAUAUCUUCUCCUGCCACCCUGAACAUUCCCACAAAAUGAAAUUUAGCACAGCAUGCCAGUAUAUCAGUCAAAAGUUCCAGUGUUCUGAGAGAGGGAAAAAAUAUCUUCUGUGUCUGCUCUUGCCUUGCCAUGCAUCUUUUAAUAAAAAGGUCUAUCAUGUUGCCUCUUACUUGACUUUUGUCUAAAGCUAAAAGUCCCAAACUUUGCAACCUUUUCUCAUAGAGAGGCACUGCAUCAUUCCCUUGAUCAUUUGUGUUGCCCUUUUUUGAACCUUUUACAAAUGCUGCAAUAUCCUUUUUGAGGGGACCAGAACGGCAUACACAGUAUAUUCCAAGAAUGAUCACCAGCUUUGUCUUUCACAAAUGAUGGCAAUGUGCAGUGCCAGUCAAAGCAUCUCCUGGUGGGGGGUGUCUGUCAGGGCAGGAAUCCCCUUUCUUGCUUGAAAGCCCGUAGUUUGCCUUAGGAAAUUGCCCACUGCUAUGUUCCUAGGCAAUUGCUGGAAUUCAUGCGGUGGUUUGGCUGAGAUUUCUAUUUGUCACGUGGCAGACUUGGGAUAAAGGGUCAUUUCCAUGCAGCACUGUAAAAGCACAGAUAAUGUACCACAGUUCCCAGGGUUAUCUGGUUAAGCCGUGUUUUAUUUAUAUAGGAUAAUUUUAUUGUUUAUUUAACAUAAUUGUUACAAAAUGUAAGCAAAAUGUUAGAAAUACAUACAUGCAUAUAUAUUUCAAAUAAGCACAUAUAUAUGAAAAAAGGAACAAAAGAGAAAAGAAGAAAAAAGAAGAAAAAAUAAAAAAGGGAAAAAAGAAGAAAUGUUGGAAGAAUUUCUUCCAAGUUUAUUCUACAGAUAUCUCAAUAUGAAAAUAAUAAUAAAACUUCAUUGAUUGACUUCCAUCGCUUACACUGCACUUCCUAUAUACAUUUUAAGCAAGCUUGUAUCUGUUGUUCCAUAUUUUCCCCAUACAAUCUCACACAAAUAUUCUAGUCAAUAAGUUUUCUAAAUCUCUCAUAAAUCUAUUCUAAACACAACCAAUACCUUACAUUUAAUCCUUGUCUACAUAGAUAAUCCUUUAAUCAUUUCCAUUGUUUCUGGAUUAUAUUUUUUGGUUUUUGUCUAAUCAAAUCGGUCAAGUUUGCUAAUUCCCAAGUAUUUGCAUAAUUUAUUCAACCAUUCUUCUUUGGUAGGAAUAUAAUUAUAAGCCGUGUGUUUUAAAUGCGUGGUGUGGAUGCGAUCGUGCUGGUGUGUUGUUGUGUUCAGGAAAAACUGAGCCGAAGGGCAGAAGGCACAGACCGUCACGUGGGUGUGGGGCUUUAGAAAAGGUGCCUUCUGGCAGUGACUAAAUUCUCCUGUCUCCUUCUCCCAGGUUCCCCAGCGACCUCCUGCUGACCAGCUCCUCAGGGGAGCUCUGGAGGAUGGUGAGGAUUGGUGGCCAGCCCCUGGGCUUUGGUAAGUGUCUGCAUCCUCACAUUCUGAGCGCUGCUUUUCCUUGUGGGUGGCGUUACUGAUAGCCGUAGGGACGGCUGUUGUUUUUAACAGUAUAAGAUGCUAGCCAUAAAGUACAGCCUUGCAAGUGCUCAGUUACCUGAUCGCCUGCGGCGAGUUAGAAUUUCCUCCAGGCGAGCAGGCAGCGAGAUCUUGCAAGAGCCGACUCUUUCUGUUCCCCUUCCCUUUUAAGCCACACUUACCUGUACCAGGCAGGGACGCGGGUGGCGCUGUGGGUUAAACCACAGAGCCUAGGACUUGCCGAUCAGAAGGUCGGUGUUUCGAAUCCCCACGACAGGGUGAGCUCCCGUUGCUCGGUCCCUGCUCCUGCCAGCCUAGCAGUUCGAAAGCACGUCAAAGUGCAAGUAGAUAAAUAGGUACUGCUCCGGCGGGAAGGUAAACGUUGUUUCAGUGCGCUGCUCUGGUUUGCCAGAAGCAGCUUAGUCAUGUUGGCCACAUGACCCAGAAGCUGUAUGCCGGCUCCCUCAGCCAAUAAAGCGAGAUGAGCGCCGCUACCCCAGAGUCGGUCACGACUGGACCUAGUGGUCAGGGGUCCCUUUACCUUUUUACCUGUACCAGGUAAGCGUGGGUUAUCUAGUAAAAAUGUGUUCCUUGUGCAGCUGGUACAGCCUUAGUGGCGCUAUUUUAAGAGCUACCUUACCAUGUACCGUGUGCCCAUGGUAUAUAUAGUUUGUAUAUUUUAUUGCUCUAAGCUGCUUUGAAACCAACAUGGUGAAAAGUGGGAUAUUAUAUGUGUGUGUGUGUUUAAAUAAAUAAAAUAAAACAUUAAGCCAACGCUGGAAGGUAGGUGUUGGCUGCCAUAUUAUAAUCAAUGGGGAAGACAUCCAAACAGUUCUGGGACUGUAGCUUGUUGAAGGUGCUGAGAGCUGUUUUGAGGGCCCUAUUCCCCUCCCAGGGUUACUGUUCCCAGAGUGGUUUAAUGGUCAAUCUGUCCUCCCAGGGAAUUCUGGGAAAUUGAAUUCUGCGAAACGGGAGGGGAACAGGGCUCUCCUAACAACUCUCAGCGCUCUUAACAAACUGCAACUCCCAGAAUCCUUUGGGGGAAGGGGAAACCAGGACUGCUUAAUGGUAUCAUAGCACCUUAGAUGUGUGGUGUGCAUGCGACCUUUGCUGCCCAGUGCACAUGCUUGUGCUCCAGUCAGUGCUUAAGAGAAGGGGAGGGUUUUUCUUACUAUUUUUAAAAGGGCACAAGUUUAUCACCUGCCUUCUUGCCUCCCCAGAUGAAUGUGGGAUUGUGGCUCAGAUUGCCAAGCCUCUCGCCGAUGCAGACAUCUCUGCGUAUUACAUUAGCACCUUCAACUUCGACCACGCCCUGGUAAGUCGGUCAGGCUUUCUUCCAAGUUGUGAGCAGCUGCCUACCUAUUUUAUUUUAUUUUAUUUUAAAUGAUCAUUUUAAUGUUUUAUUUAGAGGCCUUGUUUGAUUGUCUUUUGAACUAAAGCAGCAUAGUCAUACCUCAGGUUACAGACGUUUCAGGUUGCCUUUUUUUGGGUUGCGGACUGCCAAAACCCGGAAGUACCAGAACGGGUUACUUCCAGGUUUCGGCAGUCGCGCAUGCGCAAAACGUUAAAUCCCACUUUGCGCAUGCGCAGAAGCGCCAAAUCUCAACCUGUGCGUGCGCAGACGCGCCGCUGCAGGUUGCGAACGUGCAUCCCACACGGAUCAUGUUCGCAACCCAAGCGUCCACUGUAUAAAUUUUGUUAAAUGAAAAAAUAUUCUAAAUCCUCUUUGAGCUGUACUGCAGGGAGGAGUUGCUAUUUGGUCCGGCUGGUUUGCUACCCUUCCCCAUCUCUUCCAGGUUCCAGAGGAUGGCAUUGAUAACGUCACCCAAGUGCUUCAGACACGGCAGGAGAGUGGGAGAUAGCCCCUUGGCUCAGUAUGUACGCCGAUUUCUGCUGCACCUGACACCUGGUGUUCCCUGGAGCAAGGCGGAAGCCGCUGGCCCUGAGUGUGAGCCAAGCUGUCCUUUUUUCACAGUGUUUUCUUGGAAACGUGGAGCAACCGGUGCGUCUCCCUCCAGCUGGAGGAGAGCUCUGUUGUUCCUUUGCUCCCAGGAGGGGAGCCCCAACCUGUGCCUUAUCUAGACACUCCCCAGAACCCGGUGAAUCAGUUCUGAUUGCCUGCGUCAGACUUUAGUAUUCUCCAAACCCCGCUCUAGCCUUCCGGCCCUAUCGUUUGGUCCUCAGCCUAGCUGUGUAUCUGGAGCCAAGGAGGGAGAUUCCUGCUCCUGAUGGGCUUCUGGAGAAUCUCUCUCUCUCUCUCUCUUUUGCACAUUACCUGAGCUUUUCCAAUAGGAAGACAAGCCUGGAACUUUUUGUUGUUGUUUUCAUUGUGGUUGCUAAUUUGUUGGAAUUGCACAGUUUACUUAUGAUUGUGAUUUUUUAUUUUUUUUUGAUCCACAGUGCUAAGAUUGGGAUAUAACUGGGGCCAUUCCUUGUUGAGGUGGUUGGCAAAAAGCACACGUUCACACCACAAGUUUAAAGCUCUAGAAUACCGCUUUAAACAGUCCUGGCUUCCUCCAAAGGAUUAUGGGAACCGUAGUUCAUUGAAGAGUUGUUAGGAAGACCCUCUAUUUCUCCUCCCAGAGCUGCAUUUCCCAGAGAUCGUUGGCGAGAGGGAUUGACUGUUAUCACUCUGGGAAUUGUAGCUCUGGAAGAAGAAUGUGGGGCGUGUCUCCUCCAAUGACCCUUAACAAACUACAACUCCCAUAAUUCAUUGAGAGAAGCUAGGACUGUUUAAAGGGGCACCACAGGGCUUUAACUGUGAAUGGUGGGACUAUGGCCUAAGUGAUUGAUCAUCGUCGGUGUUUUUUUUAACUUUAACCUUCCGCCAAGUUCCCAUUUGUAGGUCACUUGACCAGUGGCUUUUUUAAGAACCACUGAUGCACGUCCUGCACCCCCUAUGCUUUCUGCUGGGACAGUGCCCCAUGUUUUAACAGUAUUAAGGCAACGAUCAUUCCUCCAGAUGUUCCCUCCAGAUGUUGCCAGGUUGGCUGGAGCUGAUGGGAGCUGGCAUCUGUCAGCAUCUGUGCCCCCCCCCCCCCAUGCAUUAAUAGACAGGAUACUUCGUCAGAUCUUUGAGCUGGAGGAGGGUGAGGAGAAGGACUUGAGCAACCCCCCCCCCCAAUUCCUCUAUUUCAUGUGGCCUUAAAAUCUGAGGGUGCCUUAUUGUGCUUUAUCAUGAAGCAUUUAUAUACUUUUUACAAAAUAAUGAUGUAUGAAGUUAGUCCCAUUCCUCUCCCUCCUCCUUCCUUUGGGCUACGGGCGAAGGAGCUCAUGCCGGUACCCUGAGAAAUUUAUCGCCCUCCACCGUGUGUUUGAUUUCUUUUUAUUUUGGGGAGGAGGGGACAGACAGACAGAGGAGCAGCUGGGCCAGCAGCCCAGUCAAAGGGGCACCCAGUGCCAGGACCAGAAGAAGGUGGGGUAAGCUGGAAAGUGGGUUGGUGGUGGUGGUGGUGGUGGGGAUCCUGUUUUUGGUUGCCCCACCCCCCCUACAGAAGCUGCUCCGAACAAGUUAAAACUGGUGCCCGUAGCUCUCUCCAGCUUAUUCUGAUGUGUAUGCCGAUCCAGCUUGGAGAGCUUGAUUUGGGGUUUGGGUAUUGUUUGUUUUGAAAACAACCAACGCCAAACCAGCUGAAGAACUCCAUGCUGGAGAAGGGGGUAGUCGAGAUCAUGCAGACCUUUGGAGCUGUUCCAGAUGGCAGGUGCUUUGUAAGGAGGGUAGUGCCAAACCUGAGUUGCUGGGGUUCAUCUCAAGGAAAAAGGCACCCUCAUUCUGUUCUUGUUUGGGGUGAGAGCCCUUUUGUUUCCCCAAAGAGAGCCAGCCAGGUGAAAGACAUUGAGGGUCCUUGCCUGCUGAAAUGAACCCGCUAGGGAACCAGAGCGAGCUGAAGAAUGCUGCCUCCCUUUCUGCUUUGGGGUUUUUUUGGGGGGGGGGGGUGUUGUUGUGCUGGGCCUCGGGCAAUCAGAAGUGCUUAGAUGUGAGCCUUUGGCAAGUUCUCGACCUUUCCUGGGUGCUAACUUUUUGAAUCAGCUUUGAAUGUAGUUUUCCUGGUUGUGAUGGAUCAGCCUUGCAUCACUGGAACUUUUUCAUUUGCAAGCUAGCCUAAAGGGAACCUAUUCUGUUUGUGUUUCUCUUUAAUAUAUAUAAAUAUAAAUAAAGCAGGUUGCCAGUACAGUCGAACCUCUACUUACCACCGCCUCUUCUUACGGUUGUUCCAUGUUGCGACCGCGUCAAACCCGGAAGUAACCGGUGGGUUUGCAACCAUUCGCGCAUGCGCAGGAGCAGCGAUCGCCGUUCACACAUGCGCAGAAGCAGGCGAUCACUGCCUACUCCUGUGCACAAUGGCGCCUCUCCCAGCGACCCGUUUUGACCUCCAGAUGGACCUCCAGAAUGGAUUAUGGUCGCAAAUAGAGGUUCUACUGUAUCUGGGCCUGCUAACCAAGUGAAGUGCAACCCCUUUAGUUUGGGUAAGGUCUCACAGCUAUGUCUGGUUUCAGACUUAUUUCAGGAAGAGCUUUAGGAAAAGGUGUGGCUGUCUGUCAUUUGCACAACUGGGUUUCUACGGUUGCCAAUUAGCUAGAGCUGACUGGGCAUUCUUAGUCUCUGCCCAAGAGCUGCACAAUGUGUUUCCUUUAUGCUUUCCCCCUUUGUGGCCACCUUUUUGCUCAUCCCUAGUCCUCUCACCUGGCGCACAGGUGAAGGGGAAGUAGCACAGCUGCCAAGUGACACUGUCUGUGCUUUCUCUAGGCCAUGGUGAAGGGCUAGGUCUCAGCAGGCAGCCACAAAGGAGUGGUGGGAGCUGGGUAAGUCGAGGGUAGGUUUGAUCAGGGCUGGAGUCCUUGCCCUCUGGGUGGGCUGGCCCAAGCUCUGUGUGCCUGCCCUCCAGAGGAAUGGUGUUGCCCUCAUCUCUCUCCACACCACAGAGCCUGAAAUCGACCCUCCCAGUCCUGGAUUCCUUUUGUGCCAGUUUAUAUGGAGAAUGAAGCUUUUUGCAGACACUAAACCCAGCCUGAGAACUCCUGCGCAGCCACCCAGCACCGUUGGAAGACCUCUGGCAGAACGCAAGGGAACAGAGACCAGUGAUGGCAUCCUUGAAAUUUUUUUUCAGUAUUUUAAUACAGGGCUGAGAAUAGGUGUGCUCAGAUAAGGAGAUCGCCUCCUAUGUAGAUCUCAAGAAAGCGAAGGGCUCUCAUAAGGGGGUAACUCACAGCUACUGACAUUCCUCAUUUUGGCUGCUAGUUGCGGAUUCCUGGCUCAGUUCUAAGACGAAUUACCCGGCGAAACUUCUUUUCAACACUACACCAAUGAAAGCCAGUUUGCGUGCCACGAGAAUGCAAAGUCCUUUACAUUAUUUGUGUGUGUUUGUGCGUGUGCGCAUAGUUUUACAUUUUGUCAAUAAAGGUCAUUUAUUUCUUGCAAAUAA